AAUAAAAUCGUGACAUCGUGUUAUAAAUUUAUCAAAAUUUAUUUACAAUUCUAAAGACACGUGAGAUCGUAAUAUUGUAUAAAAUAAUUAUCGUUAAAUAUGCAAUUAAAAAUGUCAAAUACGUUUAAUGCAAAAAGUGUGAAGCAAUUGCUUCAAGUGGAAGAUACUUUUAUAAGUGAAUUAUUUACAACAAUGCCAAUACCAGCUCGUGAAACAGGUGAUGAUCUUGGUGAAUCAGAUGAAGAAGAAGAACCUCAACAAAAAAAUUCAAAAUUAUUUUUAAAAAAAGGUGAUCCAAAACGAGCUGCAACAUUUACUGAACUUCAUGAAAAAUUAGAUUCAUUAAAAGGAGUUAAAAAAUUAAGUCACAAAUUAAAAUUAGAAAAAAAAGGUUUAAAAAAUCGUUUGAAAAAAAAAACAAGACGUAAUGAACAUAAAGCACAAACAAAAGCAGCAAGAAUAGAAAAAUUAAAUUCUGGUAAAAAUAUUAAAACUGAAGAUGUUGAAGGUGCACCAAAAGCAACACGUUCAAAACCAGUUUUUAAUUCAGAAGGACAUAUGGUAUUUAGUAAAUUUGAUUUUUCGGAAAUUGGAACUAAAAAAAAGCAACAAAAAAAUGGUAAAGAUCCUAAAAAAGCAUUAGAAGCUUUACAAGAAAAAAAAGAAAAAAUUAAAUCAUUAGUUGCUGCUGGUGAAACUGAAAAAGCUCAAGUACUCAAAGAAAAAGAUGCAUGGAAAUCUGUUCUUGCCAAGUCCAGUGGUGAAAAGGUGAAAGAUGAUACUGAGCUUCUUAAAAAAUCAAUUAAACGUGAGGAACAAAAGAAAAAAGGAAGUGCAAAGAAAUGGGAAAAUAGACUCAAUGCUACUGAAAAAGCUAUACAAGAAAGACAACAAAAACGACAAGAUAAUAUUAUGAAAAGAAAGAAGGACAAAAAAACAAAUAAAUUAAAAAAAUCCGCGAAGAAAGGUCGUAUAAUACCUGGUUUUUAGUUUAUUCAAAAAAAAAUUAUUGCUAUUUUUUCUUUGAGCUGUUGAUAAGAACUAAAUAAAACAUUAAAAAUUUAGUUGUUAAAAAUUC
This is a messenger RNA of Aphidius gifuensis, 1078 nucleotides long. It is a transcript of the gene Surf6, whose product is annotated as surfeit locus protein 6 homolog. Gene Ontology annotation, cellular component: nucleolus. The coding region runs from base 100 to 990 and encodes 296 amino acids. The transcript is spliced from 3 exons. The record is from RefSeq and is a predicted model, not a curated record. Gene Ontology annotation, biological process: ribosomal small subunit biogenesis; ribosomal large subunit biogenesis. Gene Ontology annotation, molecular function: RNA binding; DNA binding. Lineage: Eukaryota; Metazoa; Arthropoda; Insecta; Hymenoptera; Braconidae.